UUACUACACACAUACACACUUAAGCACAUUUUUAUUUGCUUCGAUGUUUCUAUCGCAUUCUUUAACUUCUUUUGCUAUUCCACUCUCAUACCUCUUCCUAAUGGGAGUUUAUUUGUGAAAAUUCUUUAGAAUUUUCGAAACAUGCCUGGAUGCAGUAUUCUGGAAAACCAUUUGAUAUUACCGAGGCACAUUUCAAUUAUAAGGUCUGGUUUCCCAUUGGCAACCGCCGAAAAGGGUUAAAACAUCAACGACUGAAAGCGUGAAGAUUAAAAAAAAAAGAAGUGCCCAAUCCUCAAAAACUAGCACACACUGCACAUCUGAGGAUUGUCAGGAGUCUCCAGUAUAUAAAGGAAGGCUUCGACUGGGAUAGAAAGACAAAUAAUUACUUACUACUGUCUGCCUGUCCUCUUUGAAAGAAUCAACAUCACUUUUGGCAAAACAAUGUCUAACUCAAGGAAAACAACUAGUCCUCAGUGGAAGAAUUUCCAGCCGCCAGCUCAGAAUCCCUCCAUUCUUUAUAGCCAGAGAACACCAACUACAAACAAUUCAAUUGCUACUUCACCUAACGGCACAAGUAAUGGAGUUCGACAAACUGGCUUUGUGGAAAAAUUACUGCAUUCCUAUGGUUUUAUUCAGUGUAACGAAAGAGAGUCAAGAGUUUUCUUUCACUUCAGUGAAUACAGUGGUAAUGCGGAGAAUGUCAAAGUUGGAGAUCCUGUUGAGUUUCAGUUGUCGUAUGAUCGACGAACUGGGAAGCGGAUUGCAUGUUCUGUGAUAAAAAUUGACCCUGGCGUAUCCUCUCAAGAAAUUUUAAGUGAGGAACGUUUUCAAGGCUCUAUAGUUCAAGAAGCAAAACCAGUUAAAGCCAAAAAUGGCACAGUAUCAGGAAAUCAGGAUGGGCUUGGUAGAGUCACGUAUCUACACAAUGGAGAAUGUUUUUUCCUUCCUUAUGGCUUAGAAGAUGUAAUUGAUGGUUCUUCGAAAUUGAAAGCUGGAGAUCAAGUCAGAUUUUAUAUUGCUUCUGAUAAAAGAAAUGGUAACAUUAGAGCUCGAAGACUUGAAAGUGUCAUGGUGCAAAAUCAAGAGAAAUAUCAAGGUGUCGUUUGUUCGAUGAAAGAGAACUUUGGCUUCAUAGAGCGUUCUGAUGUUGUGAAAGAAAUAUUUUUCCACUACAGUGAAUAUAAAGGCGAUAUCAGUGAGCUGCUUCUUGGAGAUGACGUAGAAUUUCAAAUUCAGUCAAGAAGUAGACAAUGGGAUUAUUCAUUAAAUAGCCACAAAAACAGUAACCAACCAGAAAAUGAUGGUAGGGAAGUUGCUGUAAAUAUUUCACGAUUACCUGAAGGAACUGUGAUAUUCGAAGAUGUUGCUAUUGAAAGCAUAAACGGGAGAAUUCUGAAAACCUUAAAAAAUUCCAAUAAAGGUCGUCAAGGAGAUCCCCUUUGUGGAAGAAUUGUUUAUGAAGUAGAUAACCGGCAAGUUGAAAUUCCAUUUGGAGACAAGGACCAAAAGGGAGACUUCACAUUACAGGUUGACGAUCUUGUUGCAUUUAAUAUUGCUACAGACCGCAGAGAUGGAUUACAACGAGCUACACAAAUUGAACUUCUUGACUGUACCUUUGAGAAAAGCAAAGAAACCAGAGAGGUGGGCAUUGUUGCUACUCUGAAGGAAGGAUAUGGUUUCAUACAAUGUGCUGAUCGCGACCUCAGAGUUUUCUUCCAUUUUAGUGAAAUGCUUGAUCAAACUAAGGAGUUGAAGCUGCAGGAUGAAGUUGAAUUCACAGUAGUACAAGAUCCUUCAUCACCAAAUAAGCAAAUAGCUAUUCGCAUUAAAAUGCUUCCCAAACGAACACUCUCUCUUACAAUUUCUACUGAAAAAUAUAUUGGAACAAUUGACCGUGAGCCUGCAACACACAAAAGCCCAGGCAAAAACAAAGAAGGGGAAUCUGGAAAUAUAAUAUAUGACUAUGAAGGUGCUAUUCAACAAAUUCCAUAUUACUUAAAAGAUUUAAUAGACCAGAAGGGUCCUCCAAGAUAUGGUGAUAAGAUUGAAUUUAGCAUUGGUGAAUCGUCUAGAAAUGGCCAAAAGAGAGCUGUCAAUAUAAGAGUAGUUCUUCGCAAUGUUGCUGGCAAAUGCCAAGGCUUCAUUGCUACAUUGAAAGACAACUAUGGAUUCAUUGAAAAUGCUGAUCAUGAGAAGGAAGUUUUCUUUCAUUUCAGCUCUAUUGAGAAUGAUCAGUUAGAAUUUAAUCUUGGCGAUGAAGUAGAAUAUACAUUGGCUAAAAAAGGAGCCAAGUUGAGUGCUGAAAACAUCAAAAAACUUCCUAAAGGCACUGUUUCACCCGAGGAAAUUAUUUGGGAAAAAGGGACCCUACAGGGAAAGAUUAUUCGACCCUUACGCAUUGUCAAUCCUGAACAGGAUGAAUAUAGUGGUCUUGUACAAGUUGGUUUGGAUGAAGAUGAAGAGGAAGUGUACCAAUAUGGUAUCACUAGCCUGGCUGAUAAACGAGAUUUCCUCCAGAAGGGUGAUGUUGUAAAGUUCCAGAUUGCAUCAGUGAAAGCCACUGGGAAAAAACGAGCUGUUUGUGUGGCUGCUAUGCGUAGCUAUGUGCGUGCUAAAGUUGAUUCUGUGAAGGGAUUGUUUGGCUUCCUGAAUUAUGAAGUUGAAGAUGGCAAAAAGCUAUUCUUUCAUAUGACUGAAGUCCAUGACAGUAUUGAGCUGCAACCUGGUGAUGAAGUUGAAUUUGUAGUUGUGCAGAAUCAAAGAAAUGCCAAAUUUUCAGCUUGUAGUUUGCGUAAAAUUACUGAUACACGACGCCCAGAUCGCCUCUUAAAUCGACUAAAGAGUUUUACUGAAGAGACCGGCCCUCGUAUUAUUCUAAUUCGAGCACCAAAAGGUCCAGACGGCACGAAAGGUUUUGCCCAUGCCCGGACAGCUGUAAAAAUACUAGAAUAAUAGUCUUAUGACCACAGCUUGCUGUUCUUUAGAUUUCUCUCAAUGUUUGUUUUUCUUCUCUCUCACUCACACUCUACAACUGCUCAUUCUAAUGUAGAAGCUUCCAUUCUGAAGUUCCAGCUAUAUAUCUACCUUUCUUCAUAUAUAUAAAUACAUACAUAUAUACAUAUAUCUAUAAAUACACACACACACACACACAUAUGCAUCCACACAUACACACAUCUAUAUAUAUGAAGCAAUGGAGAUUCAUCUGAAGAUAUAAUUGGUUAUUUACUAACCACUCUCCUAAUACAUACAGAUUUGCCUUUUUUUUUUAACAUUCUCAUAUUUAGAACUACCUAUAAAACAUUUAUUUAUUUGGUUGAACUGUACAGUGUUCCAAGAUACGUUUAUUUGCUUUACUGAAUAUUGAACUUUGGAAGUUUACGGUUCAUAUCCUUUUUUUUUCUUCUUUAUUUCUCUACAGAAAAAGUAAAAAAUAAAAAAAAAAAUUCAUUUGAAUAUUUAUUUAUCUAUUUCCUUCUUAAGAAGAAAAAAAAAAACAAACAAUAAAACAAAUUUCAACUCUUAUCAAUUAAGAAAAUAAGAAAAAUAAAUAAAAAUUGUAACAACUAUUUGUAAAGAUCUUUUUGAUUCACUUGAACAUGCUGGAAUUUCAGAAGUUAUCUAUUCCAUCUUUACAUACAUGUAUCAAUACAUAUAUACAUAAAUAUGUAUAUGUGUGAGUGCACACACACACAUACACACAUACUUGUGCUUGUGUACACACAUACAUAUUUUCCUCAAACAUUCGUAAUAUUAACACAUACUCACUCACACAAACACUCAUUUUUCUCUCUCCCCUCUGACACAUACAGAAACACAUAAUUACUUACACAAAUUCUCCCUUUUUCCUUCCUUCUCUCUCAUAAGCUACUUUCAUUCCUCUCUUUCUCACACUAUUCACACUUGUGCAUGAGUACAGUCUCACGCUUUCUCUCUUUCCCUUCCUCAAUUUAGUUUAUAAGUUAUGUUUAAAUAUAUAUUGUUUUUUUUUUCUGCCAAAUCUCUGUUUGUCUCUCUCUCUCUACUAUUCUUUUCAGUCUCUUCUCUCUUUCUGUUUUUGAUUUUCGUCUGUCUGACUAUGUAUUUUUCUGCCUUGGUGUGACAUUCCCCUUGCUAGAGACAGUUAACUGUUUGUGCGUCAUGAUUAUUCUUCAACUAUGGUCUUCCAUAACAUAACAUGGAAGUUGUAGCUUUAAGCAUUACUAUUCUCUCCAUCCUGCUCUUCCGCACCAUCCUAAUUUAAUUUUUUUUAACUCCCCACUACAUUCCCCUAAAAAAGAAAGAAAAUUUUAAAAAGCCAAAAAAAA
Molecule: messenger RNA, 4304 nt
Organism: Octopus sinensis (East Asian common octopus)
Lineage: Eukaryota; Metazoa; Mollusca; Cephalopoda; Octopoda; Octopodidae
Product: cold shock domain-containing protein E1
Exons: 19
Coding region: 442-2952 (836 amino acids)
Molecular function (GO): nucleic acid binding
Source: RefSeq, a predicted model, not a curated record